This is a messenger RNA of Ictalurus furcatus (blue catfish), 9768 nucleotides long. It is a transcript of the gene kdm6al, whose product is annotated as lysine (K)-specific demethylase 6A, like. The coding region runs from base 341 to 4462 and encodes 1373 amino acids. Gene Ontology annotation, cellular component: MLL3/4 complex. The record is from RefSeq and is a predicted model, not a curated record. Gene Ontology annotation, molecular function: protein binding; RNA polymerase II cis-regulatory region sequence-specific DNA binding; histone H3K27me2/H3K27me3 demethylase activity. Gene Ontology annotation, biological process: regulation of gene expression; heart development. NCBI's taxonomy places the organism in Eukaryota, Metazoa, Chordata, Actinopteri, Siluriformes, Ictaluridae. The transcript has 29 exons.
CCUAUUGGCUGCUCAGCCGAGAGUGGGCGUGUUUAAGGCAACAGCGUGGGUUCGCCUAUGUGACACAAUUAUACCAAUUUUAAUCUGGUGGCAAAUAGAAGUUUGACAUUAUUUGAAGUAAUUCCUCGCUGUAAUAGUGUUCGAGUGACCAUUCAUGCAUGAAACGUUUAUUUUCUCCAUCACACUCGUGAUUUUUCAGAAUGUGAGAAGGAGGGUCAACUGGAAGAUAACUCAUUUCCCGCAAGGAUAUACGUCCGAAUUUUAGCAAAAAGUUACGAAAUUAUAGCGGGUUUUUUUUGGACCUCGUGGAUUUCACGCUUCGUUUCCACGGUGCAAUCCCAUGCAAUCGUGCCGAGUGUCGCUCGCCGUAGCUGCCUGCGCUGCUGCUCGAAGCCUCGGUGCUACUGGUGAUGAGGAAAAGAAAAUGGCGGCGGGAAAAGCGAGUGAGACCGAGGAGGACUUUCCUAGGCUGACCGCGCAGGAGAGAGACCGUUUAGCUGGAAUUGACAGCUCACUGUUUGGAUUUCUGAGGCUUCAUGAAGAUGGCGCCAGAACGAAGGCCUUGCUUUUAAAGGCUGUACGUUGCUAUGAAUCUCUGAUCCUGAAAGCUGAAGGAAAAGUCGACCCCGAGUUAUUUUGCCAGCUGGGUCACUUUAAUCUUCUACUGGAGGAUUACCCAAAAGCAUUAUCAGCAUACCAGAGAUACCACAGUUUACAGUCAGACUACUGGAAGAAUGCUGCCUUUUUAUAUGGCCUUGGUAUGGUGUACUUCCAUUACAGUGCUUUUCAGUGGGGGAUUAAAGUAUUUCAGGAGGUGCUGUACAUUGAUCCCAGCUUCUCUCGAGCCAAGGAGAUUCACCUGCGCCUUGGGUUAAUGUUUAAGGUGAACACAGACUAUGAGUCAAGCUUAAAGCACUUUCAGCUGGCUUUGAUUGACUCAAACCACUGCACAUUGUCCAAGGCUGAAAUUCAGUUCCACAUUGCUCAUUUGUAUGAAAUACAGAAAAGAUACCGUGCAGCAAAGGAGGCUUAUGAAAGUCUCUUGCAGACAGAGAAUCUCCCUACCCAGGUGAAAGCAGCUACUUUACAACAGCUUGGCUGGAUGCAUCAUACUGUGGAGCAGCUGGGAGACCGAGCCAAUAAAGACAGUUACGCUAUACAAUGUCUGCAGAAAUCUCUCGAAGCUGACCCCAACUCUGGCCAGUCCUGGUAUUUUCUUGGAAGGUGCUACUCAAGUAUUGGGAAAGUGCAGGAUGCAUUCAUUUCUUACAGGCAGUCCAUAGACAAAUCUGAGGCCAGUGCAGAUACUUGGUGCUCCAUAGGGGUGCUGUAUCAGCAGCAGAAUCAGCCCAUGGAUGCUCUUCAGGCAUACAUCUGUGCUGUGCAGUUGGACCACAGUCAUGCUGCAGCCUGGAUGGACCUGGGCACGCUCUACGAGUCCUGCUAUCAGCCCCAAGAUGCCAUCAAGUGCUAUAUUAACGCCACACGCAGCAAAAGCUGCAGCAACAUCGCAGCAAUCACUACCCGCAUCAAAUACCUGCAGGCUCAGUUGUGUAACCUUCAUCACACUAGUCUACCGAGUAAAAGUAAAAUGCUUCCUAAUAUUGAGGAAGCAUGGAGCCUCCCAAUCCCCGCAGAGCUUACCUCAAGACAGGGCGUCCAGAUCACAGCUCAGCAGGUAAGUAAACCCCACCCCAGUGCAGGAGGGCUUCUAAUGGAGGCACAUGGCUCUGGGCAGUCCCUGCCCCCCCACGUCAGCCCUCUUCGCCAAGAUGAUGGACAGUCAAACCCUGCUAAGAGGAAGAGGACUUCCAGUCCUGCUCAGUGUUUUGCAGAGUGGGGCAAUAACCUAGCCGAGCAGCAAACUCCAAACUGGCAACUAUCACCACAAAAACUACAACUGUUGGAGCAGAUGCGGGCCAACAGGGCAAGUCUGAAGCCGGUGCAGUUGCAGAUGUUGGAACAGCUGGAAGCUCAGCUCUCAGCAAUGCAGUUGGACCAGCAACAGAUGGGACAGAAUGCAGCUGGGAAUAUGCAGGCCCCCCUCUCCAAUGGCCCCACAUCUGCUCCUUCACUGGCCCAUUCCCGCAGACCUGUGCUUCGCCCCCUCUGUGCUUCUCAGCUGCUGGUCAACGGGCCACUCGCUCCUAGCCCCCAACCCCCCUCAGUUGUCAAUAAUCACACCCAACGACCGGGAACCAAUGGAGACGUGCCUUACCUGCACUCUAAUGUACUACCUCACAACUGCACAAGCCUGGGUGAUGCGUGGAAGAGCCAGCAUCUUAGUACCACUCAGGGGCUUCAAAAAGGCCCAGGUUCACAUUGGACAGGUCUCAAUGGGGAAAGGACACACUCUUCCAGUGGCUGGGCUGAUGGUGGCCCUCACAAUCAGGUCGGACAUUCCACUUCGACCCCUAGCAACUCUUCUGAGUCAGCCGGCAGUCACCUGUCCUCCCCACCCCACUCCUUGGCUUCUUUAUCAACUACUUCCGUGCACACAGCUACCUCAGGCAUUCCCCUGACCAAAGAGAGCGAGCAUGCGCAGGGCAGCUGUGCCACUGUGGCCAACCACUGCAGCCCCAAGUAUACAACUGGCUCACCAGAUACCUACUCCUCAGGCAAUCCACAGGUCUGUGCUCCAGUGAUGGGCAAGGAGAGCCUAACAGCAAGCUCUAGGCUUAACCAUGUGCACCUGGGUGCCAACUCAGCUGACUCUUCACCCGCCUCUGCAUUGUCUGCCACUUCGUCCUCACCCCACACCAAUGAGCCCACAGGUAACUUUACCAAGCCUGACUCAGUACAUGGCAGUGCACAAGGGGCAUGUUCUGAGGACUCUCAGAGCCCACUAAAGGCUGAGCCACCUGAGGCAUGUCUCAAAGCCGGCCCUCUCCUCAGAAGCGUGCAUUCAUCCUCCACUGUAUCCAUCUAUCCAACUUCUUCAGACAUCCUCAAAGCAUGCAGAAAUCUUGGAAAGAAUGGUCUUUCAAGCAGCAGCAUCCUGCUGGAUAAGUGCCCUCCACCCCGCCUUCCUCUUCCUCCAUCACCCCCUCUGCCAAAGGACAAGCUCAACCCCCCCACACCCAGCAUUUAUUUGGAGAAUAAGAGAGAUGCAUUCUUCCCUCCACUGCACCAGUUCUGCAUCAACCCAUCCAACCCAGUCACUGUCAUCCGUGGCUUGGCAGGAGCUCUCAAACUGGACUUAGGUCUGUUUUCCACUAAGACUCUAGUGGAGGCUAACCCAGAGCACCUGGUGGAGGUGCGGACACAGCUGUGCCAGCCAGCUGAUGAAAACUGGGAUCCCAGCGGCACCAGAAAACAGUGGCGAUGUGAGAGCAACCGAUCCCUUACCACCAUUGCCAAGUAUGCUCAGUAUCAGGCUACAUCCUUCCAGGAGUCACUACGGGAGGAGAAUGAAAAAAAGGGCCAAAAGGAACUCUCAGAGUCUGAAAUGUCAACAUCAGAAAAUGUUAAAAGAAGGCGGAAAGGUCCAUUCAAGCAAAUUAAGUUUGGGACAAAUAUUGAUGUUUCGGAUGAGAAAAAGUGGAAGCUUCAGCUACAGGAGCUGAGUAAGCUGCCUGCAUUUGCUCGGGUGGUGUCUGCAGGGAACUUGCUCAGCCAUGUGGGCUACACCAUCCUAGGCAUGAACACUGUUCAACUCUUCAUGAAGGUCCCUGGUAGUAGAACACCUGGUCAUCAAGAAAAUAACAAUUUCUGCUCUGUCAACAUCAACAUUGGGCCAGGCGACUGUGAGUGGUUUGCAGUCCCUGAGCCAUACUGGGGGGUAAUGAGUGAGUUCUGUGAAAAGAACAAUGUCAACUUCCUGAUGGGUUCAUGGUGGCCAAACCUGGAAGAUAUGUAUGAGGCCAAUGUUCCGGUGUACCGAUUUAUCCAGCGACCCGGAGACCUGGUUUGGAUCAACACAGGCACAGUACACUGGGUCCAGGCCAUCGGCUGGUGCAAUAACAUCUCCUGGAAUGUGGGCCCUCUUACUGCACAUCAGUACAAAUUAGCUGUGGAACGAUACGAGUGGAACAAACUCCAGACUGUCAAGUCAGCAGUUCCAAUGGUGCAUCUCUCCUGGAACAUGGCAAGGAACAUCAAAGUGUCUGACCAUAAGCUCUUUGAGAUGAUCAAGUUCUGUUUGCUGCGGACACUCAAACAGUGUCAGAAGGUAAAGGAGGUGCUGAUAGCAGCAGGGAAGGAGACCAUAUGGCACAGAAGAAGCAGGGAUGAACCUGCACGCUACUGCACCAUCUGUGAGGUUGAAGUUUUCAAUCUUCUCUUUGUCACGAGUGAGAGCUACUCCAGGAAGACAUUUGUGGUUCACUGCCAGGACUGUGCACGCAAAGGCAGCAAUGACCUGGAUGGUUUUGUGGUGCUAGAACAGUACAGGAUGGAGGACCUCAUGCAGGUCUAUGACCAGUUUUCAUUAGCUCCUCCCCUGCAUUCAUCUUCAUCUUGACAUUAGGACUCUGUAGUUGUGAACAAUAUCACAUUACAGGAACUUUAAAAAAAAAAAAAAAAAAAAAAAAAAGGAAAAAAGGACCAUUUCUGAUAUUCAGGAAAGUCAAGGCUGUGCGGUGCAUGGCCGGUAUCCAUAGUGACCGCCCAGGGCUGCCCACUGAAGCAGCUGUGUGUGUCUAUGCAACAUGUUGUUAAAGUGCAGCACAUCAUGUUGGCCUACUGGGGGCAGUAGUGGAAGCACUUCUCGCAGGACGGCUCUCUCCUAUACGGCUCGGCUCUGCUUCUCCAGAGAAAUUAAAACAAAACACAGGGGAAAUGUUUUGUAUAUAUUGUAUGAACAGCUGGCAUAGUCACAAGACUACUGACUUGAGAAAUCCGCCCCCCCAUUUUCCUUUUCGUACUUUGUUAAUGAGCUGAUACACAAUCCUUUAUUCUUUGUGUCUAAAAGGGUGUCCCUUACAUGAGGGACACUAGCCUAGCUGGUCUUUUUGUAUGAGAAAUAGCAAUUUUACCACUAAAAAUUAUUAUGUGAAGAUUUAGGUGAUCAGAUUUUUUUUUUUUUUUUUUUUUUUUUUACUGCUUUUAUGUUUUAUUAGUCUCUCUCUCUAUAUAUAAAAAAACAUUCAAUGUUUUUAUUUCUUAUGUAAGAAAAAGGAAAAAUAGUGAAGAAAAAAGAUACCAGCCAAGUCACAAAGAAAAUGGAUUGCACAUAGACUAAGGAAUAAAGUUUAAAUUGUGACUCUCCUCCUAAACACGCGUGCCCGUGUUUCUAAUAUUGAUGUACAUUUUCACUAUUUAUAAAUGCAUAUUUAUUGCUUGAAGAUAUUUGUUGAUGGAAUGCUGUUAUUUUUUUCCCAGAUUACCUGCCAUUAAAUUUGAAGGAGUUUUGUCAUUUAAACACUACUCCUGCAUUUUCUAUAUAAAAAUAAACCUGCUUAGCAAGCAUUGUACAGAAACCAUUAAAUUGUUUUAUUGUUUGAAUUUAUUGAGUUAUUAAAAGUUUGUAAUAUAUCCAUGCACAUGUUAUAUUAAUGGUUUACGAAGUCAUAUUUUACUGCUUUUGCCUUUGUCUUCCAUUUCCUUUUGGGCAUAUAAAAUAAUACCUGAUAAUGUUUAUUGUAAAUGUAAUAUUUACAUUUAUUAGUUUGGUCAAGAACAGGACGAUAAUUCAGAGUGCAUUUGCUAGAACAUUGACAGUAUUACAUGACUGCAUUUCAGUAAUAAUGGUUUACACACAUGGGUCCCUAAAUUUUUGCAAAAUUUGAAAAUCAUGCAUUGAAAAUUUAUUGGCAUCCAAAAAUAGAUGAAAAACAGAUGAGUGCUGGCUCUUUUUCUGGUACUAUGCAAAAAUGGUACACCACAGGACAUUAUGUUUGGUGUGGUGCAUGUUAGUUAUUAACUUUAUGAUGUCAAGAAUCCAUUCAGUUGCGUAACAAUAUUGUUAUGUGGUUAGUCACCUUUCAUCAUUGUCUCUUCUACAUAACACUCAUAUUUGGACAACACAGUUCAUCUAAUCUCCUUUUCUGUUGAAUUGAAAAUAUGAAAGUCUGAUUCAGAUGUACAGGUGCAUCUGAAAAAAAUUUUAUAUCGUGGAAAAGUUCCUUUUUUCCCUGUAAUUUAAUUCAAAAAAUGGAACUUUCAUAUAUUCUAGAUUCAUUACACAAAGUGAAAUAUUUCAAGCCUUUUUUGUUUUACUCUUGAUCAUUAUGACUUACAGCUCAUGGAAAUAAAAAAUCCAGUAUCAAAAUAUUAGAGUAUUAUGAAAGUUCCACAUUUUGAAUUAAAUUACGGACAAAAAUGAACAAUAUUCUGUUGUUGUUGUUUUUUUAGAUACACCUGUAUGCUAUCUGCAGCUUUAUGGAUAAGUUUCAUUGGUUGGUCAGUGCUCAGCUUCACUAUGACACCAGAAAUCUUCUACUUGUCAUGUUUAAGUUUUCAGUUCAAAGAUACUAGCUGAAAUUUCAGAAUUGGUUGAUUUACCUAUUUUGUUAUUCAUUAAUCAUUAUUAUAGUUUUUUUUCCAUUUCCCCCCAUCCAUUCCCAGAUAUUUUAAUGCAGCAGCAGAUGUUCUUUGUCUCUAAAUGAACACUGCGUUAAUUCAUGCAGUUUGGUAUCACCACGUGUGUAUCAGAACUGUCAAAUUAACAGAUUACAGCUACACAAUCCAUAUAAACAAUCAAGUAACAAGGUGAGCUAUGUAACUGAAACAUUAUUACAUAGAGUAGCACACAAAGGACAUUGAGUAUUAUUUACACCCCCUGUAGAGAAACUUUCUUUUGCCAAACAUGAAUGAGUUAGAAAGCCCCGUCAAUGAGGUAGCUAACUUUUAAACCAAAAUCACAUAAGUGAAACUCUGUUAAAGAAAUUAGUUUAUUUAAAUACUUCAACAUGUGUUAAUGAUGUAACUUACAUUUCUGAGCUGUACUCAUGCACCAAACAUGAUUUCACAAGAUGCUUAAAAGAUGGAUCUGAAACCCAGCAGACAAUGUAGCUGUAGGUUCACUAACACAGAUAUCUACACUGCAUGCCAGGUACAAGACCAUCUCUGAUGCCUUUGCAACAUUGACCUUUGGGUUGUAUUAGUACUAUGCAAGUAUCCCAUAAACCCCAUGCUACAUGAUUCAAUUUAACAGACAGUUCUCUUACAUAAUGCUUCCUUUAUCACUCAAAUCAUUCAAAGAGACAGAUGGAAGCUACUGCUGUUCAAAGGAUUAUGAAACAUGUGUUUGGGUCUUGGAGAAACUACAUUUCUCAGAAGAUUUAAUUUAAUGAAUGAAGUCCAUUAGAGACCCAGUAGCCAGAUGUAGCUGCUGACAGGUAGACAGGACCUACACUGAUUACUGAGCAACUGAGGGGCUCCUGAACAACCUGCUAACUGUAAUCUUAUAUGAAUGUGAGAUUAGAUGUUACAACAGUGAAGAAGUUAAACCAACAUAUGGUCAAUUAUUAUAUGGAGUACUUAAAGACAUGUUUAUUAUUCAGAACUUGUAAUUGUGAUUGAAAUCAGAAAUUGUAUUGUGAUUCUUUUUGUUUUCAUAGAAUUCACAGUAUUUAUUACAGCAUUCCUUUUUCUUGUGGGUUGGCUCUGUCAUAUAGCAAUACAUGUAAUGUUCUGCUGCAAUAACAUCAUGAUGAAUAAUCAUGUAAGGUUGCAUGCUGAUUAGUUGUGCGUUCCUGCAAAAAAAAUGACAGAAAGGCUUAUACUCUAUAUUGUGUCGGUGGGCAGUUGUAUCAUCAGUGUGGUAGGCUGAUGUGACAUGGAAAAAGGAGACCCACCAGACACAUAAGCUCGCCUUAGGUUCAGGUAGUGGGAAGUUAAACAGGAGUUAGUGUAAUUUUUUUUAACCUGACUCAUUUCACUCAGGUUUGAAAAAUGGUUCUUGGACAGAAUCGCAUCAUAACAUUUUAUUGAACAUUUUCUACAACUGGCUUAUAGGGGGCACUAGAUAAACAGGAAAUGUAAGGACAUACAACAGGACAAUGUUAUCAGUUUGCUAAUUAAGGGAAUACCAUCUAGUGAGAUAUUUCAUGCACUACCAUUUCUCUCACUUGCCCUCUUGCUCUCUGCCUUUCUCACUCCCCUUUUCGGGCUCCUGCACUGUGUCAUCUAUCUGAAAGUUGUGGCGUUCCCCUUUUCCACUGCUGCUUUACUGCAUCACCUUUUUCUGUGAUUUGACUGGCUGUAUGACAACACAUGACUCUUCAAUUUUUUUUCCAUGAAUCAGAAGAAAAAAAAAGGCCCAACGCUGAGGAAGUCAGCGUGAUGGAGGGAACUGGUGUAUGUAGGAAAAACAAUCAUGUAUAACUAUUCAGCCAAGAUUUUCAAGUGUAUUUUUCAGACAGACCUUGUCUCUCAUUUAUGACAGUGUUUUAGGACAACUGUUAAAAAAAAACCAAUAAGAUUUUGAGAAUAGUGUUGCAAUAUUUAGAGAAUAAAGUCAGAAUAUUAUGACAAAAUGUUACAUAUCAUGUUUGUGUGUUUAAAAUGUGGGCGGUGAAGAUUUUGUGAAUUUGUUUCUUUUGUUGAAGGUUGUCUUCAAGGCUAACAACGGUUACAUCUGCGUGCCAGUCAAAGAAAACGUGUAGAUGAAUGAAAUUCAAAAGGAUCGAUCCAGGAGGAGUGGAACUCCGGUGCACUCCGAGUCCCUAAUGAGUUAUGGCAUAUUGACUACGAUACAAUGUAGACCAAUGGCAAGUCAUUAUCCCAUAAAGCAUCGGGGACUCGAAUGCUGUACUGACAGUGCUGGAGUUAUAUCUGUUAUGCCACAGAUGUAACCAUGGAUAGUCUUCAAGGUGACCACUGCUUUCACCGAUUUCCGAUAGAGAUCUAAAUGGAAUCUCUGUUUGCUUCUCUAGGCUCAUUGUUUUUUUUUUAAUAUAAUUGUGUGUACUGUGAAACCCGAUGGGACAUUCCACGCACCGUGCAUGUGGAAUCAAUUCUCAAAUGGGAUUUCCUGAUUCUCUGGACCAAGCCAAACACUUGGACAUGUAAUUCAGAUGUAAUUCAGAUUCAGAAUGCCAGAAUUUUGUCUAGAACAAGAAGAACUAGAUUCGACACUUUCUGAUGAAAAUGUGAGUGGCGCAAAAUUCAACACGGACAUGCAGCCACAUAUGCCGGUCAGUAGGGGGAGCUACAUUGCGUUUUAGCCAGGUCUACUCCCUAAGAUUUACAAGAGGAUAUAUGACAAGAGCAUGACAGGCGAACAAGGUCCAAGCUGUGACACCUGUUUUAUUCCCCAUUCAUCCUCUAUGGGUUGAAAACACAAGAGUUUUUUUGUCCGCAGUUCAAACAUUGUUAGACUGUUCGCUUAAAAGUCAAAAGCAUGUCCGUAACGUGAAAGGUUGCGUGCCAAACAUUUGUCUGGAAGAACAAUAAUUAUAACUAGCUAUGCACAGUUUGAGGAAAAACUUUGAUGCUGGCUAGACAAAGCAAAUCUGAAAGUUUAAAAUAUUUAUCAGUUUGAAAUGUGAAGGCAAUGUACAGUUUUAAGAAAGAAAGAGAGACAGAUAGAUAGGGUGCCAAUAUCUGUAGAGUUGAUUAGACAGGCAGAUAGACAGACAGACAGACAGAGCCAAUGCUUUUAGAGUUGAUUAGCUAGAUAGGGUGCCAGUACUUCUAGAGUCGGAUAGAUAGAUAAGUUGCUGAUACUUGUAGUUAGAUAGAUAGGGUGCCAAUAUUUGUAGAGUUGAAUAGAUAGGGUCCCAAUACUUGUAGAGUUGAUUAGAUACAUGGAUAGAUAGAUAGAUAAAGUCAGAGUGCCAGUAGUUGUAGUUAGAUAGAUAGGGUGCCAAUACUUGUAGAGUU